CUACACAAUAAGAUCCGGGAAGUGGAGGAAGGAGCAUUCAGCAGUUUGGUGGCUUUGCAGGAGUUAAAUCUGGCCUACAACAAACUGACAGAUAUCUUGGGAGGAAUGUUUCAGAAUCUGGGAAAUCUCAUUGUCUUACAUCUAAAUGAAAACUUGAUCACAAAUAUCAACUUCUCUGCAUUUUUACCCCUGAUCAGUUUAAGAAAAGUAAAUCUGUCCAGAAAUUGGAACAACAUUACAUCCAUAUCAAAAGAUGAGAUGCAGUUCUGCACACAGUUAACUCAGCUUGAUCUCUCCAAUAACAAACUAUACAGUGUCCCUGCUGUCGUCAACAGCCUACCAGGUCUUCGUUUUUUGGACCUCACCUUCAACAAUAUUAAGAACAUAAGUAGUGUUGAUUUAGCUAACUUAACCCAAUUACGGACCCUUCAGAUUUAUAGCAAUGAAAUAUCUUUUAUUGAGGAAUUUGCUUUUAAAGAUCUGAAAAAUUUAACAACUCUAAUGAUUGGGUCUAACAGACUCUCUCUCAACAGAUAUUUUAAAAAAGAUCUUCAAAAACUUGAGAAUUUGGAUCUAGCAAAUAACAAGCUGGACUCUGUCCGUAGGGGAGAUUUUGACUCCUUAAAUUCACUGAAGAAUUUGUCUCUACCAGACAAUCAAAUAUCAUGUAUUGAAGCGGGGUCCUUCAAUAGACUGACAAAUUUAAUUUUCCUGAAUUUGCAAUCAAACAAGCUCUCUCAGUUUUCAAUAAAAGCUUCUGUGUUCUCCAGACUCCCAAACCUGAAAACACUUCUGUUGAACAAUAACUAUAUUUCAUAUGACAGUCAAGAGCCUCUUGAACAACCACCCUUUCAAUAUCUGAGAAAGCUAAAGACUCUGAAAAUUUUUAGCCAAGGUCAUAAAGGAAUGCUUUAUUUACCUUCAAAUCUUUUCAAGGGUCUGUGGAAUUUGGAAGAACUUCAAGCAGAGAAUCUUAAUAUAAAUUCUUUACAUCCCGAUACAUUUACUUAUACUCCUUAUCUGUGGGUACUGGAUCUCAGCAGAAAUGAUUUUAUUUCACUCACAACAAAAAUAUUUCUGCCACUCCAGGUCCUCAAGACACUCCACCUGUCUAAAGUCGGCUUGCAAUCUUUGGACUUUCUCAUUAAUGCAAAUCUCAGUAAACUGCAUCUGUUGCAUGUAAGCAAGAAUGCAUUAUCAGUCAUUAAUGAGACAUUGAUCCGGUCUCUUCCAACAUUGAUUUACCUUGAUCUACGAGGAAAUUAUCUCUCAUGUGACUGUACCAAUGCCUGGUUCGUCAACUGGACCAUUAGUUGCAAUGACACAGAAGUUGAAAGUGCUUAUGAACUCACAUGCAAUUACCCAGACAAACUCAAAGGACAUAAACUCUUGGAUCUUGAUAUAGGUUCAUGUAAUGUAGAUGUUGGGUUUUUCUGUUUCAUUUCCACAGCCACACUAGUCUCUGUGACCCUCCUUGGCUCUUUUCUCUUUCACUUCCUCAAAUGGCAGGUUAUUUAUGCUUACUACCUUUUCCUUGCUUUACUCCAUGAUAACAAACAGCAGAGAAAGCCCAAUGUUUUGCAGUAUGAUGCUUUUAUUUCCUAUAACGUUCAUGAUGAAUUGUGGGUAAUGAGGGAACUUUUACCUCAGUUGGAAGACAAGCAAGGCUGGAAGUUGUGUCUGCAUCACAGGGACUUUGAACCAGGCAAACCUAUCAUGGAUAAUAUUGUUGAUGGCAUUUAUAGUAGUCGAAAAACCAUCUGUGUGAUUAGCCGUCACUACCUGGAAAGUGAGUGGUGUUCCAGAGAGAUCCAAGUUGCUAGUUUCCGUCUCUUUGAUGAGAAAAAAGAUGUUCUCAUCCUGGUAUUCCUGGAGAAUAUUCCAAGUCAUCAACUGUCUCCGUACUACAGAAUGAAGAAACUAAUUCAGAAGAAGACAUAUUUAAGUCACCCAAGAGCAG
Molecule: messenger RNA, 1960 nt
Organism: Sinocyclocheilus grahami
Lineage: Eukaryota; Metazoa; Chordata; Actinopteri; Cypriniformes; Cyprinidae
Product: toll-like receptor 13
Exons: 3
Biological process (GO): signal transduction
Cellular component (GO): plasma membrane
Molecular function (GO): signaling receptor activity; protein binding
Source: RefSeq, a predicted model, not a curated record